Lathyrus oleraceus (garden pea) is the source of this 908-nucleotide messenger RNA. RefSeq lists its product as uncharacterized. The record is from RefSeq and is a predicted model, not a curated record. Lineage: Eukaryota; Viridiplantae; Streptophyta; Magnoliopsida; Fabales; Fabaceae. Bases 105 to 710 code for a protein of 201 amino acids. The transcript has 2 exons.
UUUUCCACACGAGUUUAUCUUUUCUAAUUUCCAAAAUAAAUAAAUAAAACACAACAUUUAUAGACACACUAGUAUAUAUAUACUAUAUAUGAGACCAUUGCACCAUGUGUGAAAUUAGAAUUCAAAAUCAGAAUCAAAAUAAAAAAUAUUCCAGAAAGGCAAUUAAGGCUCUGAAAUGCGCCAUACCUUAUUUAGUGCUCUGUUUUUCGGCGGCGAUAUUGAGUGGGAAAAGGAGCGAUAAUUCCACAAUCAUUAACUAUCAUCACAGAACAACAUCUUUCACGAUCUUCCCAAUUCAAUACGGUUUCUCAAUUCCGAUGGCUUCCAUAGAAACCGUCCAGUGCUACUGUUGCGGCUUAACGGAGGAGUGCACACGGCCGUACAUUGAUCGUGUUCGCGACUGUUACCAUGGCCGUUGGAUUUGCGGUUUAUGCGUAGAAGCUGUGAAAGAAGAAACGUUGAAGUCGCAGAGAGAUAUUACAACCGAUGAAGCACUGAAGCGACAUAUGAAGUUCAGAGCUUUAUCUUCGAGUCCCCCGAAUAAACCUGCUCUCGAUUUGAUUCUUGCUGUGAAACAUCUUUUCUUUAGGUCUUUUGAUUCUCCGAGGAAAGAAGGUUUCAGUUUUGGUAGAUCGCGGAGCUGUUUUUCUUCUACUGUGAAUGGAGGAACAACAACAACACAGGCAGUGAAGGAGGGAGAGACAAGUUAGGGUUAGGGUUAGGGUUAAGGUUAAGGUUCAACUGCUGUAAUCAUGGUGUGUGGUUUUUAAGGUUGUUUGUGAGAAUUUAGUUCUAGGUUAAUUGGGUUUGUUUCUAUUUCUUCGUUUAGUGACUUUAAUCUAACAGAUGUUACUUCAUUUUGUUACUUUGUUUUCUUAUUGAAUUAUAUAUUUUAAGUUUGUUAAUAA